CUUUCUGAAAAAUGGGAACAAGUCCUCUCCAAGGUCUCCGAAAAAGACUCAGAAAACCAAGAAAUGUUGCAAAAACUUGAAAAAGCCGAAGAAGCCCUGAGGGCUGCCCAAGAGCGACAAAGGAUUGAAGAGAACGCUUUUGCCAGAGAGAAACUCAACGUGGAAGAAGUUGGUGCUGAAGUGGCCGAAGUUCAAGGGAAACAUCUUCUUCUGAAAAAUCAGCUCAACGCCGCCAUUCGGCAAAAGGAAAAGCUAAGCAAAGAGCUGGACUCAAUUCAAACUGCUCUGGAGAAGGACCGCAAGCAGCUGGAAAAAACCAGGAGUAAAAGCAAAGACAUGGAAAGAUCGAUUCUUCAGAAGACCGAGGAAAUAAAGCAGUUGUCUUCCGAAAUUAAUGAUCUUCAGAAGAAGAAGGCUGAAGCCCUGGAAAUUGCCUGCACCUCAGCCAGGAAAGCUCAGAUGGUCGAAGGACUUCUAGCUGACAGUGAAGCAUAUCGAAACUCCUUGAAGACGAAGAUCGAUCGGCUUACUAAUAAAAAAGCGAAGCAAGCCGCCGAAGUGAAAGAAAUGCAUGGGGAAUUAGCAUCCUUGACUUCUCAAAUUGCCGCUGCGAAGAAGAAUAUCAAAAAGCUGGACAAGUCGAUAAAAGAAACGGAA
Messenger RNA from Notodromas monacha, 657 nucleotides. The record is from the annotation of a GenBank genome assembly. NCBI's taxonomy places the organism in Eukaryota, Metazoa, Arthropoda, Ostracoda, Podocopida, Cyprididae.